Molecule: messenger RNA, 1087 nt
Organism: Paramecium pentaurelia
Lineage: Eukaryota; Ciliophora; Oligohymenophorea; Peniculida; Parameciidae
Source: the annotation of a GenBank genome assembly
AUGAUAAUUAAUAUAAGUGACUUAUUCUUGAGUUUGAUAGGGGGAAUAAUGAUUGGUGUGGCAUGUAGCUUGUAUUACAUAACAAAAGGAAGAAUAACUGGAAUCAGUGGAAUAUAUUAUGGUGUAAUUACAUUUAAAUGGAAUGAAUUUUAUUGGAAAUUAUCUAUUCUUUGUUCAAUAGUAUUUUCAACAGGAUUAAUGUAUUAAAUAUUUGGGUAUUUUAAAUAAAAUAUUUAAUAGAGAUGAGAGAAUAAUGGAAAGUUCAUCAUUAGCAUUUAAUGAUAUACCUUAGAUUACAAAUUUAUCUAAUACAAUUGCAGGAAUAAGUGGUCUAUUGAUAGGUAUUGGAUCUAAAUUAUGUAAUGGAUGUACAACAGGUCAUGGAUUUUGUGGUCUUGCAAGAAUAUCUUUACGUUCAUUUGUAGCUUUUGGUUUAUUUAUAUUAUUUGGAAUGAUAAGUUGUUUUAUUACUAUGAGUGAACAUUAAGAAAAUGGAUAAGAGAAAUAUAAUUAUAAUCAUGUUUCAAUAAUAAUGAUAGGAUUAAGUUUAGUAUUAUUAUCUGCAACAAUGUUGGGAGCUUAUAUAAAUAAAGAUUAAUUUAUUGAUACAAUUAUUGGUAUACCUGUUGGAUUAUUAUUGGGAUUAGGAGUAGUAUUUUCAGGUAUGAUUAAAAGAACAACAAUUUUAAGUUUUCUUUCUAUUGAAUAAUGGAAUCCAUAAUUUAUAUUUGUUAUUUUAGGUGCAAAUAUAACAUGUUAUUUUGGAUUUAGAUUAUUAAGUAAACCUAUUUUAGAUACAGAAUUUUAAUAUCCAUAUACAAAUAAAGUGACAAAUGUUCUUUUAAUAGGGGCAUCUUUAUUUGGAUUUGGUUGGGGAAUGACUGGAAUCUGUCCUUUAGUUGGAAUUGCUUUAUUUCCAUAAUUUACUUGGUAAAUAGGAUUGAUGUAUUUGGGAUCAGUUUCUAUGGGAAUGAGAAUUGCAUAAUGUUAUUUAAAUAAAUAUUAAAAGGUUGAAGCUUAAGUAAUAUAAAUUAAUAGUAAUAAUUAUAACUACAAAACUGACAAUGAAUAAAAUGAUAAACUUUGA